Molecule: messenger RNA, 1072 nt
Organism: Paramacrobiotus metropolitanus
Lineage: Eukaryota; Metazoa; Tardigrada; Eutardigrada; Parachela; Macrobiotidae
Exons: 2
Coding region: 137-763 (208 amino acids)
Source: RefSeq, a predicted model, not a curated record
GUCUCACUAACUGCUACGCAGUCCUCGUGGAUUUAAUCUAAAAUGUCUCUGUGAAGGCGCAGUAGCUUACGCAUUCUUUCGGUCUACUUUUCGUGAAGAAGUUUCUCAGGAACACUACAGUUGCAAAUUUGUAAUUAUGGGUGGAGAAAUCCUCAGUAUGUUGAUGUUCGGAAUAGUGCUGACUGGGAUAUCUUGCACAACACAGGGAUCGAGCGCCAUGCCCCCAGUUCAACCAUCUACUGCCUUGUGCAGCCAGCCGGAUCCGUUGACCUCCACCGCCGAACAGGUUCAAGUGGUUGCCGAGUGCGUCAUAGCCAUGAGCGCCCAUCUGCAACAACUGGCCCACGGGAUUCCCAGUCACACCCGCAAGACAUCAUGGCGCCCUAUCGAAGCACUACGAUCGGCAUACAGUAUCAGCGCUCCUGCGGUUGAUAACUCUGCUCUUCAGCCGGUCAACACUAGGCCAGUUGCCCCCGUCGUUCCCUCGGGGUACGUCCAGUAUAACGGGCCUCCCCCAUCUUCAUGGGUACAACGCCAGCUGGACCAGUGGAAAUGCUUCAUGUGCUGCCAUCCGUUUGCAGUCGGUUUGGCACUGAGCAUUGCAGCCUCCCUCAUACUGGACAUGGUGCGACGAAUUUUUGCCGGAUCUGCGAAUCGGAGUGUCCAGACCAGGCAGACCCUGUGGAGAACUGUCCUGCGAAUAACACUGCUGGAUGUGCCGCUGACCGCUCUUCUCUACUGUCUGCUUACCUGGUAUUUUUAGUCUUUGGUAACUCUCCCAUCGAAAACGGUUGUGUUAUGUGGGGCCGCAACGAAAACCCGCCACACAAACUGGGUUUUCUUUCGCGACCAGUGAGUACGCAUUGAUCUGCAUUAAAAACUAUAUAAAAACUACUGUGUAAAUUUGUACACUUUUACGGUCCGUAUAGUUCAAAUGCUGAAAAAGUUCAUUCAGGUGCGAAGCACAUUGAAGUGUGGUAGAAAUUAUUAUGGUUAUGUAUUUCUAAGUUUAGUAGUAGUAUUCUCAUGUUUUGCCCUUGUGGCUUUUUUGUUUAUGUUUACACCCACGUAU